This is a messenger RNA of Strongylocentrotus purpuratus (purple sea urchin), 3208 nucleotides long. Its product is annotated as choline dehydrogenase, mitochondrial. Lineage: Eukaryota; Metazoa; Echinodermata; Echinoidea; Camarodonta; Strongylocentrotidae. Gene Ontology annotation, cellular component: mitochondrial inner membrane. The record is from RefSeq and is a predicted model, not a curated record. The transcript is spliced from 3 exons. Bases 457 to 2274 code for a protein of 605 amino acids. Gene Ontology annotation, molecular function: choline dehydrogenase activity; flavin adenine dinucleotide binding.
UCACAUAUUUCAUGUCGAUCUAUUCACCAAGUGCAACGGGGCUUAUCUUAUGUCAAUAAGUCUGCAUCAUGUGACAAAGGUAAAUAUUUUGUUACCUUAAAACUUGCCUAUUUCUGCGCGACAUGUAACUAAGCGUGAAAAGUACUGGCUUUGUAAACGUUCGGUUUAGUUUGGAUGGUAUACUAUAGAAGCCAUCUUGAUUUGCACAAAUUACCAGUAGGCCUAAAUUCUCGAAAAUUUCUUCUUGAGGCGAAGUUUAAACAUCAGAGGACAGCCAAUCGAGGAGGUGAACUUUCUUUCGGACUUCAAAUACAAAGAAAACCAGGAAGGUAUGACACGUCCAGGUCAGUCAGCAGUCGUAUAUGCUAUUUCAUCGUUGCUCGGACUCGACGCAUGGUCCUUCGCUCAGUUCUCUAGAGACCACGUUGGUGUGAAUGUUUUGACCCAGGAGAAGUCAUGUAUUCAUCAUUGGCAAGGGUUAGGCCAGGCCUGAGCAACCUGAGGCAGAUAUCUUUUCGUACGGAUUCUUCUUAUUUCCAGCAAUCGAAAUCAUUCAGCGUUCAGACCAAGGAAAGUGGUGAUGAUGAUUACACACACAUCAUCGUUGGAGCAGGGUCUGCAGGAUGUGUUCUUGCAAACCGUCUCUCUGCCCAACCUAGCAACAAAGUUCUACUUCUGGAAGCGGGACCGAAAGACAACUCGUGGCAGAUUCAGAUGCCCAUUGCCGCAACGCUCGCUAUCGGUGGCAAGACCCACAACUGGUAUUAUCACACAGUUCCGCAAAGGCACAUGGCCAACAGGGAGAUGUUCUGGCCGAGGGGCAAGGUCCUGGGUGGCUCUUCCUCCAUCAACGGUAUGGUCUACGUCAGAGGGCAUCCUGAGGAUUACGAAAAGUGGGAGCGAGAGGGCGCUACCGGAUGGUCUUACGCCGAUUGUUUGCCGUACUUCAAACGUUCCCAAUGCCACGAGCUCGGUGAAAAUGUCUACAGGGGCGGCAACGGCCCUCUCCAUGUCUCCACCAGCAAAUCCCAAAACCCUCUCUUCGAGGCAUUCAUUAACGCGGGCAAAGAAUGUGGAUAUCCAUACACAUCUGAUAUGAACGGACAUCAGCAGGAAGGUGUUGGGUGGAUAGAUCAGACAGUCCACAAAGGUCGCAGGUGGAACUGUUCGAAUGCAUAUCUUCGUUCGGGUGAUGUCCAACAAAGGAAGAAUCUGACAAUCUAUUCACAAUCACUAUGUGAUAGAGUUUUGUUUGAAGGAACAAAAGCGAUAGGUAUUGAGUUCACCUGUAAUAAAGUAAAGAAGGUUGCAAAAGCAUCGCAAGAUGUAAUUCUGUCAGGGGGAACAGUAAAUUCGCCGCAGUUGCUAAUGUUGUCUGGUGUGGGAAAUGCAGAUGACUUGAAAGCGCUCGGCAUCCCAGUGGUUGCACAUCUUCCCGGUGUAGGACAGAACCUCCAAGAUCACUUGCAGGUCUAUGUCCAAUAUACUUGUACGAAGCCCGUUUCCCUAUACAAGGCCAAGUGGAAACUUCCUUUUACUAUGUUGGCCGUCGGUCUUGAGUGGUUCAUGUUCCAGACAGGGCUAGGAACUUCGGCUCACCUCGAAGCAGGUGCUUUUAUAAGGAGUCGUGCUGAAGUAAAACAUCCCGAUAUCCAGAUGCACUUUGUGCCAGUAUUAGUUCAUGAUCAUGGGCAAAUACCGGGCGAAUGCCAUGGGUUCCAGGUUUGUGUCAACACAUUAAGAGGGACUAGCCGAGGAUUCAUUAAACUCAAGUCCCGCGAUCCUACAGAGUAUCCUAUGAUUGACCCCAACUACCUUGACACUGAGAUUGACCGCAGGGACCUACGACACAGUAUCAGACUCACUCGAGAGAUCGUUGCGCAGAAAGCCUUUGAUGAGUUCCGUGGAGAGGAAAUGGCACCGGGAUCCUCUGUCCAAACGGAUUCUGAGCUCGAUGCCUUCAUCAGCGCCAAAGCGGAAACUAUCUACCACCCAACCAGCACCUGCAAGAUGGGUUCUGAAGAGGAUCCUAUGGCCGUUGUUGACUGCACCACCCGGGUCAUUGGCCUGGAGAAUCUCAGAGUUGUUGAUGCGUCCAUUAUGCCGAGCAUCACCAGCGGAAAUACCAAUGCUCCAACCAUUAUGAUAGCAGAGAGAGCAGCUGAUAUGAUCCUUGGUAACAAACAACUUGAGAAAAUCAACGCACCUGUCUGGAGACCGGCCUCAUCAGAGACCCAAAGGGAUGGGGAACCCAAAGUUAAGCUGACAGCGUAAACAUAUUUCCUAAGAUUAUCGAAUACACACACAAUUAUCUCACCAAACACAUAUACAGUCGAGCCCGAAGUUUUAUAUACAUCUGGUAGCAAAUCAAUUUACAUUAUCACCUCACUAAUUUCUACCAACUUUUCACUUCAGAAGGAAUUUUGGUCUUUUUUUAAUUUAACAAUUAUAGACACCACACAUUAUCCUGAGACAUUUAUUAUAUGUGACUCUUGAUGUUACAGUUUGUGAUGAUCAGAUCAGCCCUACAAAUAAAUGCUUGAAGUUUGAUGUUUUCAUUGAUUCGAACAUGCCUAAAUCAUCGUCUAUCCAAAACAUGUUAAGCCAUUAGAUCCCAACUCCGCAACCUUUCGCAGAUCCGAAGAUCACGUAAUGCUACUGAAACCAUGGUUCAUUCCCUCAUCUCUUCCCGGUUAGACUUUUGCAAUUCUCUUUUGAUACACUGUCUUCCAGACCUAACCACAAGCUACAACGCCUCCAACAACUCAAAAACUCAGCGGCCAGACUUGUAGCGCUCACUAAAUGCACCACUCACAACCGGGGGAGGUUUGGAUGGAAGUGUGCUGCUGAAGCCUCGAAACCCCUACCUAUUUUGAAGGGUAAUUUUUUGCAGAUUUUUCUCGAAAUAUAGACCCAUUUUCCACAAUUUUGGAAAAACGGACCCAUGUUUUGUUAUAUUUUGGUAAAAUUUGGGACCCACGUUUAGGGAUUAUUAUGUGAAAAAGCGAGUUAGAGCGGCACAUCCCCGUUUGUCUUAAUAUGUGAGUAGCCCCAGCAUAUGUUUCAGGCACUGCACUGGCUUUCUGUCACCUUCAAAAGCAUUCUUCUCAUCUAUCACACAUUUCAUUGCACUGCACCCUCAUAGUACAUACACGACCUAGGCCACCUCUACGAAUCACCACGACGACUCCGCUCUGCUCACACCAAA